This is a messenger RNA of Varanus komodoensis (Komodo dragon), 2075 nucleotides long. Its product is annotated as probable E3 ubiquitin-protein ligase makorin-1. Lineage: Eukaryota; Metazoa; Chordata; Lepidosauria; Squamata; Varanidae. Gene Ontology annotation, biological process: protein polyubiquitination. The coding region runs from base 44 to 1288 and encodes 414 amino acids. The record is from RefSeq and is a predicted model, not a curated record. Gene Ontology annotation, molecular function: ubiquitin protein ligase activity; metal ion binding. The transcript is spliced from 8 exons.
GGUUAAAUUUAUUUGAAAGUUUCUGCGUCUGGCUGCAUGGGCGAUGGAGCCCUGGAGGUCUGUAGUAGGAGGUCCUCGCCAGGCCGGCAAGGGGCCUGGAUCCAGCAGAAUCCCGUGCAGGAACUUUGCUCGUGGAGCCUGUAGAUGGGGUCAGAACUGCCGAUUCUCUCAUGAUAGGAAGUCGACCCAGAUCUGCAGGUAUUUCCAGAAUGGGUUCUGUGGAUAUGGAGACCGCUGCAGCUACCAACACAUCUCAGAAGCCCCACCCUUGACAAGGUGUGGUUCAGAGACUGCUUACCAUGGAUUUCGGGGAGGAACCUUGCCACUGAACCGCCGGGGCUCAGAACCUGCCAUCUUGCCUGAGGCCUCAGUGAGGAGCUGGGGAGAGGCCAGGCGUGACUCUGAGCCAGCUGUCUCAAGCAUGGUGCAGUUACAGUCAAACUUUGGGAGCUUGAGCAUGUCAUUCGAAGAGGAGGAAGAUGAGGAGAAAGCUACCACGCCUUGGCAUCCACCAGAUUGGGCACUCACUAAAGAAUUUGUCCCCAGGAAGGCUGCUUCAGCUUCCAGAUCCAAUGAACAGAGACUCAACACUGCAUCCCUAGUGCAAGAAGGUGCUCCUGCCAAAGAGGCUGCAUCUGCUCACCUGGUCUCAGCAGAGCCAAAGGCGGCUGGUGGUUUGGGGGCUGCAGGGGCGGCAGCUGCUGCUGCUGCUGUAGCACAGAGUGAAGAUGUGGUGUGUGGAAUUUGCAUGGACAAAAUCUCUCAGAAGGCAUUACCUGAGGAGCGACUUUUUGGCAUUCUUCCAAAUUGCACCCAUGCCUAUUGCGUUGGCUGCAUCCGAAAGUGGCGGAAGAGCCGGGAUUUUCACAGUACGGUGAUAAAGGGCUGCCCAGAAUGCAGAGUCACUUCAACCUAUUUUAUCCCCAACAAGUAUUGGGUUUUUGAUACGGAAGAGAAGGAAAAACUGAUUGAGAAUUUCAAGGCAAGGACUAGCAAAAUAAGAUGCAAAUUCUUUGUCAGGGGCAAUGGUCACUGCCCCUUUAAAUCAGAGUGCAUCUACCUGCAUGAGCUUCCUGAAGGCCAGCUCCCUGCUGCAAGACCACAACAGAGAUCUGACCGGCGGAGGCGGCGACGUUUUGUCUAUAACCCAUCUCCAUCUGAGAGCUCAGAUGAGGAUGACGACGACAUUUACCUCAUCCAGUGGGCCCUUACCUUUGCAUUGUUACAGAGAGACAGAGACUUCGACUUUUCAGAUUUUCUCUGGGAUUCGAGUGAUUCUUCUGACUAGAUGAUGAUGAUGUCCUCUUUGGAGGCUGCAUGUUACUGGCUCUGGAAAUGGUCCUAAUAGUGUGUUAAGCUGUGGCUUGGAAGAUGGAUGUGGGAGAAAGAUGUCUUGACUCUUGAUCAGCUUAAUGGCUCUUAGCUGUCUGUCAGUAUUUUGACUGGAAACCAUAAGCUGGGAGAAUCCUAACACACAGACUCCUUCUGUGUUGGGGGUGGCUGCCUGAUCUGCAGGGCAGGGAAACCACAACUGGCACAUCAUAUUUUAUAUAUCACAAUUGCACUGCCCUUCUCUUAUCCCAUGUUUACCUGGAACUUCACAUUUCUUCCCUGCUGCCCUUACAGUUACUUAAAUCAUGGAUUUCUAAACACAGGAUUCCUGAAUUAAUCUCCCAGCUGUCCUGUCUAGAAGGGUGCCAGGGUUCUAUAGUACUGUACAUAGUCUCUGUGUUCUGGGCAGGCUGAGUGAUCUCGUGUGUUCCUGCUGCUGCUCAGUUCAGUUCCUCAGGAAGACGGGUUUGCUGAGCAGUGUGAUUAUCUACAGUAGGCAGCACCUCUGUCUCGCUAUUGUGUAACAUUGCUGUUGGGUAUAUGGAGGCCUAAUGUGCAUAGGCUGGAGAGAGGGAAUGUGGUGUGUGUAAAAUCAACUGAACUUUUAUUGAUGCAGUGGUCCAUUAUUAUUGGAUGCUUAGAAUGUGAUAAUUAUGCCCUUAUGAUCAGUGAGGCCCCCUGUAUGUAUUUUUAAUUCUGGAAGAAUCUGGAAAACAUGAAAUAAAAUGAGCUUUAAAAAUGUA